Molecule: messenger RNA, 1256 nt
Organism: Paralichthys olivaceus (Japanese flounder)
Lineage: Eukaryota; Metazoa; Chordata; Actinopteri; Pleuronectiformes; Paralichthyidae
Source: RefSeq, a predicted model, not a curated record
UCCACUCCACAUUAUGGAGCAGCCUGAGGACACUGGCAUUGCUGAGCUGGGAAGGGCAGGACCUGAACUCCUACCUGAAGAUGAUGUCAACUAAUAUCUUGCAAGCAAAGUGAUGGAAAAGGUAUCAGUGGGUGUGGGUGCCGGCAGCAGCAUCACAAAGGUUCAGCCCCUCCCUGCUGUAUCCUGGAGACAUGGGGAGGAGGGAGGGAGGAAGAGACAGAGAGAGAGAGGAUCAGGGUCAGAUGAAUUCCAGCCUGAGUGACGAAGGCAGUGUGUGCAAAUGAGGAGAGGAGCGUGCGUGCAUGUGCGUCAGUGUGGACGAAUCAGAAAGGGUUAGAGACAGAGAGUGAGGGGUGGAUUGUGUGUGUGUGUGUGAGAAAAAGACAGGAGGAAAUCCAGGCAGCAGGAAGAAAGGGGGCAUAAAGGGAGGAAGGAAAAGGGGGGCAGGAGGAAGAAAGAAGACAAGACAAGGGGACCCAGACUGAGAGGGAAGAUGGCUGAGCCGGAGCUGAAAUCAAGGAGCAGUAGUGAGCGUGUUUCUAAGGCGGCGAGCCAGGAGAAGAUAGCGGCAGCCGAUACAGACCCAGACCAAGAUGGUCUCAUCGAGGAACGGCCAGCAUCUCCAUCUGCCUCCUUGGUCUCUGCUCCAACGGCCACGAGCCCCACCAAAGGCUCACCCGCCAAGGGGGAGAAGAUCGAGCUCAAACGCAGCAUCACCCUCUUCAACGGCGUGGGGAUGAUCAUAGGCACCAUCAUCGGCUCGGGCAUCUUCGUCACCCCGACAGGUGUGGUCAAAGAGACGGGCUCGGCCGGGCUCUCCCUCAUCAUCUGGUCAGCGUGUGGAGUGAUCUCGACCAUGGGCGCCCUGUGCUAUGCCGAGCUGGGCACAACCAUCACCAAGUCAGGGGGGGACUACACUUACAUCCUGGAAGUGUACGGCGAGUUGGCAGCCUUCCUGAAGCUGUGGGUUGAGAUGCUCAUCAUUCGGCCUUCGUCGCAGUACGUGGUGUCGCUGGUGUUCGCUACAUAUCUUCUGAAACCUCUCUACCCAGACUGCUCUGUGCCCGACAGUGCCGCCAAGCUCAUUGCCUGCCUGUGUCUCACGUCUCUGACAUUCGUAAACUGCAUCAGUGUCAGAGCGGCCACCAAAGUGCAGGACUUGUUCACAGCCUCCAAGUUGGUGGCUCUGAUCAUCAUCAUCCUCUUUGGCUUCAUCCAGAUCUCCACAGGUGAGAAGCACAGAUGGAGCCACACAG